UUUCCGUAUCGCCAUUUUCCUCUUCUACACCGGUGCUCUUACUGGCAGCUACGUUGUCGCCCCCUCCUCUCAGCGUUUUAACCUAUCCAGAGCUGACGGUGGGACAAAAAAGGAGAAACCUAAAAAAAGAAGAAGGAAGAAGAUAGUCUGCCUCGUAGCUCUGUCGCCCCGAGAAAAGUGCGAGAAUGUCUUCUGAGGAGAACCCCGAGUACGCGCCUUUCUUCGCUGUGAUGGGAGCCUCUGCGGCCAUGGUCUUCAGCGCAUUAGGAGCAGCGUACGGCACGGCGAAGAGCGGCACAGGCAUCGCGGCCAUGUCCGUGAUGCGGCCAGAGCUCAUCAUGAAGUCCAUCAUCCCCGUUGUCAUGGCUGGUAUCAUCGCCAUCUAUGGGCUGGUGGUGGCCGUGCUGAUAGCAAACAACAUCUCCGAGAAAGUCACCCUUUACAAGAGUUUCCUGCAUCUCGGUGCUGGUCUGAGCGUGGGCCUGAGCGGUCUGGCGGCCGGGUUCGCCAUCGGCAUCGUGGGUGACGCCGGAGUGCGAGGCACCGCCCAGCAGCCCCGGCUUUUCGUGGGCAUGAUCCUGAUCCUGAUCUUCGCCGAGGUGCUGGGGCUUUAUGGCCUCAUCGUGGCUCUCAUCCUAUCUACAAAAUAAAUGUCUGCAUCAAACACAAUCUCAUUCAUUCCACAUCGAAGCAGCAAGAACAACUAGGAGAUUUUCACCUACUUCCAUUACACCCCGUGGGUCUGACAGGAUGGGAUGGCAACAGAAACACGUCAGCGGCCCACUUGACCGCUGUGUCCUCAGUAGAUGUGAUCUAUCCAUAUUGUUUAAAGCCAUCCAGUUGUGUCAGGUCUUGUGAGUACUGAACGGGCAUGAAGAUGUAUUGGUUGUUGUGGGAUGAUGUGUGGACAGUCUGCUUGAUUUGUUGUCUGAUCUUAACUUGUACAGUGAACCAGAGUCCCUCCUCCUCCUGUAAAUGUUGUAACCAGUCUGUGCUGUGAGUGUGAGUAUUAACAUUUAACCCUCUGCUCAUUCCUCUCUGUUGAUUUUUGUUUUCUGUUGGUGAUUUUGAUCGUCAUUCUCCGUUUGGAGACGGCUGAAGAAUCAUGCGCACCAGUAAUUUAUUUUUCCAUGUUCUUUUCGGGGACCUUUUUUUUGAAUCGCAGCGGUGAGGAGCUGUCAAUACAUAUUAUUUUUUUCACUAUUUAUGGAAAGUUAUGAAGAUUUUGACUUAAUGAAACUGUCUAAAUGGAAUACUGUUUAUUGAAAAAAACCCUAUAUACAUAAAAUAUAUAAAUUAUCUGUGUAUAGUUAGAUUCAUUGCACUGUGGGUAAUUGUUCUAAGUGCUUGGAAUUCCUCUGGAUGUAGUGAUUAUUAAUGGGGGAUGUCCACAUGUUGACAUGGAGGGGGGGGUGUGUGUGUGUGUGUGUGUGUGUGUGUGUGCGUGUGACCGUCUGACCUGAGUGCAUAAUGUGUGUGCGCAAGUCUUUGUUUAAUAUGACCUUCUCCAACACUAGUAUCGUUUACCUGUAGUGCUCCGGUCUUUAUUUUUUUGUUUGUUGGUUUUGUUAAAGGUGAGAGCUCACUGUUCAGCCAUGCCUGUCAGAUUUCCAAAUAAAACUCAACCUCCUCCAGAA
Molecule: messenger RNA, 1637 nt
Organism: Cyclopterus lumpus (lumpfish)
Lineage: Eukaryota; Metazoa; Chordata; Actinopteri; Perciformes; Cyclopteridae
Gene: atp6v0ca
Product: ATPase H+ transporting V0 subunit ca
Exons: 3
Coding region: 186-650 (154 amino acids)
Biological process (GO): proton transmembrane transport
Cellular component (GO): proton-transporting V-type ATPase, V0 domain
Molecular function (GO): proton-transporting ATPase activity, rotational mechanism
Source: RefSeq, a predicted model, not a curated record